Messenger RNA from Electrophorus electricus (electric eel), 9056 nucleotides. It is a transcript of the gene dspb, whose product is annotated as desmoplakin b. Lineage: Eukaryota; Metazoa; Chordata; Actinopteri; Gymnotiformes; Gymnotidae. Gene Ontology annotation, biological process: intermediate filament cytoskeleton organization; wound healing; skin development. The record is from RefSeq and is a predicted model, not a curated record. Gene Ontology annotation, molecular function: structural molecule activity. Gene Ontology annotation, cellular component: plasma membrane; intercalated disc; intermediate filament.
GAGUCGGAGAGGAGCCAAAGCGCAAUGCUGAACUUCGCGUCUUCGCUAUUCGACACUUCGCGGCUGCAGUUUGUGGAGUUGAAGACUACACCGGCUUAAGCUUGUUUUGUUUUAACGCGUUUUGCCUUAAACGUUUAGUUUUGGACUAGAUCAUGAGUCUUUACGGCUCUCAGCGUGGGCUGAACACUUACGUUCGGCGCGCCGGCUCGCGAAGUGACCUAGUGACCGGGAACUAUCAGUAUGCUCGGAGCGAAGUGGCGCAAGGUGGUAACGGAUACGGCCCGGAGUGCGCGGAGGACUUCAGCUUCACUUUUCCCAGAGGCUCCGUAUCGGGAGGACAGGCCCCUUCCUCCCCCGGUGUUGUCAUGCACCAGAGAGCGUCCAUUCUCAUGAACCAGUGCCAAGAGUUUCUGCGGAAAGCGGAGUUUGUCCUGCAAACGGGCUCGGAUGGAGUGCGGGCAGCAGCAGAGGCAGAGAACUGCAUGCUUGCUGCCAGUGAAACCAUCGAGCAGAUGAAGGGUCUUGCCAUGGAGCUCAGAAAGAUGGGCCAACCCAACGACAAUGUGGUCUUCAGCAUUGAGCAGUGCACUGAGCAGCUGCGAGGCAUACACGUGGCUCUGACCCGGAAGAAUCGAGGCAGCCUGAGCUGGGACGACGCCGGACGGAGCUUCCAUGAUGCCCUGGCCUGGAUCACGCAGCAGAAGGGUCUGAUAGAGACAUCACCAUGGGGAGAUGACGUGGCCACCAUAGAGCAGCAAAUAAUGAAUCACGGCAAAUUCCACAACUCCAUCCAGAGGAGCAUGGAGGUUGAAAAGGCUCGAGAGGAACUGAGAGAGAGAAGAGAUAAGGCCAAUCUAUAUCUGCUCGAGCAGGAAUGGGACAGCCUGCAGAAGCUGUCGUUUGCUCGUGACACCCAGCUACGUGAGCUGCAGGGCAUCAUCGAGCAGAUCUCUAGUGAGAUCAUGUGGGUCAACGACCGGGAGGAGGAGGAGUUGAUGUUCGACUGGGGCAACAAGAACAUCGAUGUCUACAUUCCCAAGAAGCAGGAGGACUAUUCGCGGUUAAUGAGUGAGUUGGAGGUGAAAGAGAAAGAACUCAACAAACUCAAAUUGAAGGUGGACAGCUUACUGAUGAGCAACCACCCUGCCUCUGACAAGAUAGAGGCUUACAUGGAGACUCUUCAGACGCAGUGGAGCUGGCUCCUUCAAAUCACCAAAUGCAUUCAUGUUCAUUUGAAGGAGAACGCAGCAUACAGUCAGUUCUUCACGGAAGCAAACGAGACAUAUGGCAAACUGCAGCAAAAACAUGAGACCAUGCGCAAGAGCUUCAACUGUGACAAAACCAUGCCACUGCACAAUUUACAAGAACAUCUUAAGGACCUAGAGAGAGAGCGUGACCGUUUGAUGGAGCUGAAACCGCAGAUGCAGCAACUGGUGCAUAAAUCAAAGAGCAUUGUAAGACUGAGGCCGAGAAACCCGGAGGAGAAAAGCAGCAGCCCUGUUAUUGUCCAGGCCCUGUGUGACUACAGACAAGAUCAGAAGGUGAUCCACAAGGGUGAUGAGGGCAUUCUGAAAGAGAACUCCGAGCGCAGCAAGUGGCACGUUACUGGCCCGGGAGGCCUGGAAAUGCAGGUCCCAUCCGUAUGCCUGCUGCUGCCUCCACCCAACCCGCUCUGCAUCAGCCUGGCCACCAAGAACGAUAAGUAUUUCGAUGCCGUGCUGUCACUGUGGAAUCAGCUCUACAUCAACAUAAAGAGCCUCAUCUCCUGGCAGUACUGUGUGCAAGACAUCAACCGCAUCAACUCCCUCACGAUAUCAGUGCUAUCUCAGAUGUGUCCAGAGGAGUACCGUAGCAUCAUUAAGAGCUUGGAGACUCACUACCAGGAGUUCCAGAGGAAUUGCAUGGGCUCAGAGAUGUUUGAAGAGGAGGACAAGCAAACCAUCGAGACACAAUACACUGUAGCCCAGCAACACUACGACCAGCUAAUCGUCCAGCUGCCAGCCUACACAUCUGGCCAGCAAAUCAGGGAAGUAGUAGUGGACAGUGCAGUGAAGAUGGCGCCACCUAAGGUUUCAUCCGGCAUGAACCACCUCAGCAAACUUCAGGCUCUGCAGCUGAAACUGGAGGGGGUGCAGUCAGCACUUAGCACUCACCUGCACAUCUCACUGGGUCCGGACGCGCACGCACAGUGUGGCAGCCACAUCACUCGCAUGCAGGCAGUGCAGAGGGAUGUAGAAUCCUUGGGAGGGGAGUUUCUGAGGCUGAAAGAUCAGGCACUGAAGGAACUGGAGGACAUUGAUGAUGCAGAUAAAGCUGAGUUUCUGCGCAACCAACUCAGCCUCAUCAGCCAGAGGACUGACAAGCUGAGGUCUCAAACCGCCACUUGCCAACUAAGGUUGAAGGCCAUAAUGUCUCUGCUGCAGAGUUUAUUGGAGACGGAGGAUGUGGUGAAGGUUUAUGAAGCUCGACUCACUGAGAAAGAUACAACAUCACUGGACCCUGUCAAAGUCCAAGAAUACCAGAACACUCUUAGGAUUAUGCGAUCUGAGCUUGCACAAAAGCAGGGGACGUUGAGCUCUCUGGAGACGGAGUUAAGUAAGGCACGUCAGUACAAUGAACACUUUGAUCAUAACUGUCAGAAGUGCGACAUGGACCUAUCCCAGUAUGUCGAGCAUGUGAGCCAACUAUCCAACCGUUGGAAGCGUAUUCAGACACAGAUAAACAGCAGGUUGGGCGAUCUGGAUUCAUAUCGGCAGCAGCUUCUGCUGUAUCUGCAGUCCAGUUCCUCUCUGAGUGACUGGAUCGACGAGACCAGAGGCCGUAUAGAUGCUCAGCAGGCCACGAAAACAGAUGACCUUACAGCACUCGCCAAAAUCCUUAACCAACAGAAAGCACUGAAUUCUGAAAUAGCAGCAAAGAGAGAAACGGUGGAGAUUGUGCAAAGAGAUGGUGAUGUGUGUGUGAACGCCAUCAAGGACUAUGAGCUGGAGUUGGCAUCUUACAGUGCUGGGCUGGAAACUCUACUCAAUAUUCCUAUUAAAAGAAGCAUGCUACAAUCACCAUCUACCGUAGUGAUACAGGAGCUUUCCUCACUGCACGCCCGCUACUUGGAGCUGCUUACAUGUUCAAAUGACUAUUACAAACACCUUGGAAGCUCACUGAAGAGCUCAGAGGAACUCAAGAUGCGCAAUACGAAGAUAGAUUUGCUUGAAGAGGAACUGCGGCUUCUUAGAGCAGACGUUGAAGACCGUGAGGCCAAGAACACUGGGCUGCAGGAUGCACUCUCACGGUACCAGCAUCAGCUGAACGAAUCUCAGGAGCAGCUGCUUUCCAUGGAGGAGGUGAAGAGGAGCCAAGCCCUGCAGUGUAAUGCAGCGCAGGAGCGUCUGAGCUCCUCUCAGAGUCAUAUGCAUGAUCUCCUGGCAGAGCUGCAGCGACUCAAGCUGCUUCUGGAGGAGGAGUGCAGGAACAGGAAGGUUGUUGAGGACCGGUAUAACAUUCAGCAGAAGGAACAUGAUGAUGCCAUAAGGAAAAGCCAGAAGGAGCUGGAGGGGGCCAACUGGACUAAGAUUGAGCUGGAGAAGAUUGUGUCAGAUCGGACUCGUGAGGUUGAGCAUCUGCGGAGGCAGUUGGAAGAGGAGACGCAGACUGUGAAGGAGGUGCAGAUGGAGCUAUCUAAGGUAAGGCAACAGCAUAACAUGGAAAUGAGAGAGGUGAAACAGACAUUUGAGUCACAGAUCCUGGUAACACAGACCAACAUGCAGAAGGUCUCACAGCAGCAGGAGGACAACUCCUUGUCUUUGCGGCUGGACUGUAACAGGCUAGAGGGAGAACGAAAGGAAUUACAGGAGGAGUUGAGGAGCGUACGGCUCAGCCUCAGCAAGGAAGAGGUUCAGAGAAGGCAUUUGGAGGAGUUGCUCCAAAGUCAGAAAUCAGCCACAGCAGAGGAGGCCAGGGACAGGAGUGAACAGGAGACCAAGAUUCAACUGCUGCUCAGUCAGAAGAGUGCAGAGGAGAGCAGAAUGAGAGAAGUUCAGGAGAGCUCCACUAGGGCUCUCCAGGAGAAGAGCAACGAGAUUUCCUCUCUCAAGCACUCUCUUGAGGAUGAGUUGCACAAGAAGAGAGCUUUAGAGACAGAGAUGAGUCGUCUGGAGAAGGAGCUAGCUGACCUGCAAGCUAAACAUACAACCUGUUGUCAGGAGCUAGUCCUGCUUCGCUCCUCUCAACAAGAGAUGAGUAUCCUCCGUUUGGAACUAGAGGCCCAGGGCAAUGACCGAAAUCGGGCAGAGCAGAAUAUCACACAAUAUCAGGUGAGGAUCCAAGAGCUCCAGAAGGAGGUGAAACAGCUGGAAGGGGAGCUGGAGGACCAGAGACGUGUGGCACAAGAGGAAGCUGCCAAGCGCAGGAGGACAGAAACUCAGCUUGAGAAUACCAGUCAGGCCAUGCGUGAGUACACGUCUACCAUUACCACUUUACGCAAGAGUCAGGAGGAGGCUAUUAUGGAGGCCAAACAAGCAGAUGAAGAGUGCAGGCGGCUGAAGGAGGCUCUUGACCAUAAUGUGAAGGAGCAUGGUGCCUCCUUUCAGCGACUGGCCACACUGGAAGCUGAGAUGAAGAGUCUGAGACUGCAGCUUGUGCAGGAGCAAGGUCGGGUUCGUGAGGGUAGCCAGCGCUAUGAAGCCCUGCACCGGAGCAUGGAGGAGAAAACCCGAGCACUAAAUGAGACAAUCGCUGAGAUUGAUCGCCUGAAGAAGCUCACAGAGACUCUCACCAAGGAGCGCCUCCGCCUGGACGAAGAGCUGCAGGGAGUGCGGCUGGAGCAUGAGGAGGUGCUCCAAGGUAAGCACCAUGAAGAUGAAGAGAUAAGUGCUCAAAUCAGUGCGCUUCAGCACCAGCUCCAAAGCAGCCAGCAGUCUAGGACUGAGUACGACAUGCUUGUCCAGCAGCUCUCACAGGAGAGAGAAAAACUGCGACUGGAGAUACAGGAUGUGCAAAAACAGGCCAGCGAGACUUCAAAAUCAAUCCGGGCAUCCCAGUCUCAGUGCGCUGAAUUACAGCAAGAACGAGAUGCCCUCAUCAGGAAGAUGAAGAUAAUGGAACAAGAUGUAAUGCACAUGCAGAAGUUCGAGGAAGAGCUAAAAUGCAUCAAACAAUCACUGGAAUCAGAACUGCGUCUGAAAACGCAACUGCAAGAAGAAAAUGAUGGGCUUAGAAAAGAUUUCGGCCACUGGAAAAAGCAAUAUGAAACUCAGGAGGAACAUGUGCGGCACCACGGCACAGAGCUCUUGAUGCUGGAGGGAGAACGUGAUUCAUCCCGAAGAGAAAUGGAGCGGUUGCAGGCCCAGCUGAAAGAGGUGGAAGAGCGUCACAGGCUCCAACUACAGGGACUCGAGCGGGAGCGCACUGAGCUACAGACGCGUAGAGAUUCCUUGCAAGAGGAGUUGGUGAGGCUAAAACAGAAACCAGGUGCUGCAAAUAGAUACACGCAGACAGAUCAGCUUGAUACGACCAUUGACCCCUCCAACAUAAUCUUUGAUGGUGUCCGCAAAAAGGUCACAGCCCAACAGCUGCAUGACUGUGGGGUUAUUGAUAAAACAACCCUGGGCUCUUUGGUGAGAGGUCAGAAGACUGUCGAGGAAGUGGCUGUUAAUAUCAAGCUGAAUCUCAAGGGCACAGGAGCCAUUUCAGGUUUGGCAGCAGGGCCCACAGGAAUGCUGACAAUCACAGAGGCCAAGAGAGAUAAAUUAAUCUCAAUAGAGAGUGCCCUGAAACUCCUGGAGGCUCAAGCAGCCACAGGACACAUAAUGGAUCCCAGAGCUAAUGUGAAGAUGACUGUGAAAGAGGCUUAUCUCAGUGGAUUUGUGGAUAAAGAGGAUAAGGAGAAACUGCUAACUGCAGAGGCUGCCUCCACUGGGUUCAGAGAUCCUAACACAAACAAACUGCUGUCAGCCAGCCAAGCCAUGAGGAAGGGACUCAUAGAUAAAGAAACAGCUUUGCGUCUGCUGCAGGCACAAGAGGCUGCAGGAGGGAUCCUUGACCCUGUCCUCAGCAUAUAUCUCCCCAAGGAUGUUGCCAUGGACCGUAAUCUAAUUGAUGAAGAUCUUUAUCAGGCCCUUAAUGCAAAACCAAUGUGUUACAUUGACCCUGAUACAUGUCUGAGUACUACCUAUGUCACCCUGAAGAAGCGAUGCAAAUCUGACGCUAAAACAGGCAUGCUGCUGUUACCAGCCCCUCAAGAUCCAAUGACAGUGCAGGGCCUACGGGGAAAGGUUUUUGUGUCAGAUCUUGUAGAGGCCAACUUGCUGGAGCCUUCAGACAUUGAUCAGCUAAGAGAAGGCAAGUUGUCUAGCCAAGACAUUGAGCACAGACUUAGAGCCUACCUGCAAGGAUCCACCUGCAUUGCUGGUGUAUAUGAUGAGGCCAACAAAUGUACCUUGCCUAUCUACCAAGCUAUGAAAGAAGGCCUUCUGCGGCCUGGUACCACAUUAGAACUUUUGGAGGCCCAGGCAGCUUCAGGCUUCAUGAUUGACCCUGUCAGCAACCAGUAUUACACAGUGGAGGAAGCCUGUAAGAAGGACCUUGUUGGUGUGGAGUUCAAAGAAAAGCUCCUCUCUGCUGAGAAAGCAGUCACUGGAUAUAAAGAUCCUAUGACUGACAAGGUCAUAUCCCUCUUCCAGGCAAUUGAGCGAGGUCUAAUUGAGAAAGGGCAUGGCAUUCGCCUGCUAGAGGCCCAGAUAGCCAGUGGUGGAAUCAUUGACCCCAAACAAAGUCACCGUAUUGAUGUGGACAUAGCCUAUCAUCGAGGUUACUUUGAUGAAGAGAUGAAUCAGAUUCUGAAGGAUGAAGGAGAUGACACAAAGGGAUUCUUCGAUCCCAACACACAGGACAAUCUGACAUAUCUACAGCUGAAGAGUCGAUGUAUUACAGAUGAUAAAACUGGCCUUGUGCUUUUGCCACUUCAUGAUAAGAGCAAGACCUCCACUGCAACACAAAAGAACAGUACAAGGAAGACGAGGGUUGUGAUCGUGGAUCCAGACACCAAUAAGGAGAUGACUGUACAUGAAGCCUAUGAGAAGCAGAUGAUUGACUAUGAAACGUAUCUGGAGCUUUCCCAGCAGGAAUGUGAGUGGGAGGAGAUUAGUGUCACUGCUUCAGAUGGCACAAGUAAACUGUUCAUCAGUGACAGGAAGACAGGCCUUCAGUAUGACUUACAUGAACUUCUUGAUAAGGGUCUAAUCAGCCAAGACACCUUCACCAAGUACCGCACAGGGGAACUUACUAUUACACAGUUUGUUGACAUCAUUAACAGUAAGACCCAACCAUCAAAGCUCCCUCACCCUUCUUCCUCCUGCUCCGCAUCUUCUUCAUAUACAUCCCAAACAAUAAUCAAAAGUGAAACUGUAACAUCUGUUGGAAACGCUCCUUUGCAGCAACCUCCAUCCUCACCAAACACCCUGAAGCGCAUUACUAGCAUGUCAAUUACUCUGACAUCACCUGGAGCAUCUGUCGAUGAGCAGAGUGCAGUUGGGGCCAUUUUUGCUACAGAAAAAAUGGAGAAGGUCAGUGUAUAUGAAGCCAUGAAGCAUGGCCUUGUAGACACUAUCACAGCACAACGGCUGCUUGAAGCACAAGCCUGCACUGGUGGCAUUGUAGACCCAAUAAGUGGGCGCCGCAUCUCUAUUCAGGAGGCUUCUCGCAUUGGCAUAAUUGAUCAUGACAUGGCUAACCGACUAAAACCUGCUCAGAAGGCCUACGUUGGAUUUGAGGACUUAAAGACCAAGAAGAAGAUGUCAGUAGCUGAGGCAGUGAAGGAAAAAUGGUUACCAUAUGAGGCUGGUCAGCGUUUCCUUGAAUUCCAAUUUUUGACUGGAGGCCUAUUUAAUCCAGAGAAUGGGCAAAGAUGCACAAUUGACGAGGCUAUACACUUGGGAUGGCUAGAUGGCAAAUCGGCACAGAAGCUUCUGGAAACACGGCACCAUUCCAAGAUGCUAACCUGCCCCAAGACCAAGCUGAGGAUCUCUUACAAGGAGGCUAUGGAUGCCUGUAUGGUGGAGGAUAAAACAGGUAUACGCAUGCUUCCUGCUGCUACUGCAUCCUCACGUGACAUCAGCAGUCCAUACAACUCAAACCUGAGCUCUGGUCCAAACUCUCGAAGCGGAUCCAGCAGAGGUAGUGCGGAUCACACGUUCUCCACCACAUCUUCCUCCAGAUACAGCAGUUUUAGCUACAGCAAAACCUCUUUCAGCAAUAGUUCUCUGUCGUAAGUAAAAUUUACAAACUACUGUCAUCUUAAACACAGGAAUAAUAAAAAUGUACUUCAUUAAAAUACAAAACACAUUCCAAAUUGUAUUAAUAAUUCUAAAAAAUAUAUGUAGCUGUGACAUGGUCACAAUUUUAAACUCGACUGCAAAUAUAUUUCAUUUAAAAUAGGAAAGCAUUAAUUCUUAGAAUUACAAAGUAUUUACAUGUUUUUACUGCAAAUAUGAUUUUUAAAUCAGUCUCUCUUACAUGAAAAUAUCAAUGUUAGUAUCAUUAGUGACAAACUGUUUUGAUUGAUAAAUGAUUAUCCACUGUGGCUGUAUGUGCCUGUAAUGCAUUUUAUAUUAGAUCAUUAUUCAGAUAUGUAAGAGUGGCUUUAGGGGUGAUUUAAAAAAUAACAAUAAAUAACAUGCAUUUAUAUUCUUGAACUAGUGUGGGUAAGGAAAUAAUUACUGUGAUGUAAGGAAGUCAUUACACUGUAAUGACAGCUUAGACUGUCAAUUGACAAUGUUUUAUACUGUUUUAUGGUUCAUGAAAUGGAGAUUAUUAUUUCUUCUCUAAAAUAGGUGUAGCUGUUGCCCUCUCUGUCUACUAUAUUUUUUUAACAUAUAUCCUAAGUGAUUUGUUUCUCUAAUUCAAUAAUAAAAACUAAUUACUGCAACCUUUGUGAUUUUUAUUUAUUUUUUGUUAUGUAUUGUAAAAUGUUAAGCAUCAGCCAAAGGUAGGUAUGUUAAAAACAAAUUAAUUAGGUCAAAAAGGAUACCAACAAACACCAUCAGAGACAAGAAGUCAGUACA